Messenger RNA from Orbilia oligospora ATCC 24927, 1440 nucleotides. RefSeq lists its product as uncharacterized. The coding region runs from base 1 to 1440 and encodes 479 amino acids. NCBI's taxonomy places the organism in Eukaryota, Fungi, Ascomycota, Orbiliomycetes, Orbiliales, Orbiliaceae. The transcript has 6 exons. Gene Ontology annotation, cellular component: cytoplasm; Prp19 complex; U2-type catalytic step 1 spliceosome. Gene Ontology annotation, biological process: mRNA splicing, via spliceosome; DNA repair; protein ubiquitination. The record is from RefSeq and is a predicted model, not a curated record. Gene Ontology annotation, molecular function: protein binding; ubiquitin protein ligase activity.
AUGCUGUGCGCAAUCUCCGGCGAAACGCCACAAACUCCUGCCAUCUCGUCGAAGAGUGGCCACGUCUUCGAAAAGCGAUUAAUAGAACAAUACAUCCAAGAACAUGGCAAAGAUCCUGUAACAGGCGAAGAGCUCAAACUCGAGGACCUCGUCGACCUGAAAACAAGCCGAACUGUCCGCCCUCGACCUCCCACAAUCACCUCGAUACCAUCUCUACUUUCCGUUUUCCAGAAUGAAUGGGAUGCAUUGGCUUUAGAAACGUAUACCCUCCGACAACAACUUGCCCAGACGCGUCAGGAGCUAAGUACAGCGCUAUAUCAGCAUGAUGCAGCUGUAAGAGUUAUUGGACGCUUGAUCAAGGAACGCGACGAGGCGAGGGAUGCCCUGUCCAAGGUGACUGCUAGCGGGGUUGUAGCAGCGCCUGGUGGGGAUGAGAUGCAAGUCGACAGCAACGAUGUCCCCGAGGAUGUUGUUGAGAGAAUCAGUGCUACGCAUACCGAGCUUUCCGCCGGCCGUCGUAAACGACCUGUACCUGCUGACUGGGCCGUCCCUGAUACAAUCGGUUCUUUCACAUCCGUAUCGUCUUCUGAGCCUUUGUACCCUGGAGGGGCCUCGAUAUCUUUGAAUGCAUCGCAGGAUCUAGCUUUGGUUGGAGGUGUCGAUGGUGUUUCUGGAGUAUAUUCUCUCUCGGAAGGUAAUCUGUCGCGGGUUCUGCCUUCCCAGGAUGGCGCAAUCACUGACGCGGCCUGGUGGGGCGCUCGACCUAUUACUGCGUCUGCAUCUGGUGUCGUAAGAUUAUGGGAGGAAAGUGGCAAUGAGAGCAUAUCGUUUGAGCGACACGCAGGCAAAGUUAGCGGUAUUUGCGCACACCCAAGCGGGGGCCUACUUGGGUCGGUUGGUGUUGACAAGAGCUAUGUUCUCUAUGAUCUUGCAGCCAGCAAGGCUGUCUCACAAGUUUACACUGAUUCCGCUCUCACAAGUGCGCAUUUCCAUCCUGAUGGUCACUUGCUUGGAGCAGGUACACAGAAUGCAACAGUUGAAGUCUUCGAUACAAGGGAGAACAAGGUGCUGGCUAAGUUCGAGCCGUUGGGAGGACCUGUUAAGUCGCUCAAAUUCUCCGAGAAUGGAUUCUGGCUAGCAGUUGCAUGCAAGGGGGAUAAUACUGUAUCUCUUUGGGAUUUGAGGAAGGGCCAAAUGACCAAGGCCCUUGAGAUUGGCUCGGUGGUUGAAUCUAUCGCAUGGGAUUAUACUGGACAAUACCUCGCGACAGGUGGUGCUCAAGGAGUUACAGUCCAACAUUAUUCGAAGGCAUCGAAGAGUUGGUCCGUGCCAUUGCAAAGCGCCGUCCCAGCAGUUGCUGUAGCAUGGGGUGCGAGAGCGGAAUCCUUGGUCACUCUAUCGAGUGAAGGAACUAUUACGGUGCUUGGGGGUGGAAAUUGA